UGUCACAUCAUACUACAACGACACUUGACAAUUCACACUCGGUAGACGUAAACAUGACCAUGCAUACCAAUCGAUAGUUGUACCCCAUUUUCAGUACUAGUGAGGACACAGAAGAUGGCUGCCUACACGUGUUUAUUGUUCGCUACAGUGGUGGACACUGUGACGUCUAUAUGGGUUUAUGUGGCCAGGGAUAUGCCGCUCUCUAUCAUAGCCCAGGUGAUGUACCUGCCAGGUGCCAUGUCACUCGCCUUUGUGGAUUACGUCAGCGCCUUUCUAUGGCAGAUAAUAGGCCGUCAAUCGUUCUACACUAGCGUUAUCUUCUCCGGGAUGGCAAUAGUGAUGACUUACGUGUUGGUGUACGGAUGUGUAGGACUGGGUGUCAGUCUCGGAUGGGCAGUUAAGACCAAACCUGCUCCACUACCUGCGCGAAACCCGGUGUCGAUCACAGGAUUUCUCAGAGCAGCCGGAGAGGAGAUUGGGUGGCGCUGUUACCUUCUGCCCUGUCUUAUGGCUUAUUUCACACCACAGAUAGCGCUUCUGAUCAGUGGAAUUGCUUGGGGAUUUUUUCACGUAGCUGUCAUGAUCUUGCUUACUAAGAAGUUGAAAACGGAACAUCCGGUUCGGACGAUCGUUGUGCAAUGCUUGUCUUGUGUAAUAUCCGCCUUUCCGCACGGCUGGCUCGCCAUUAAGGCUAGCUAUUCCAUGUGGCCGAGUACACUGCUGCAUUGUUGGUGGAACAGUCUGAACCCCCGGGUCCUCGGGAGUAUUUAUACCAACACCCCCGGGACCUACUGCGGACCACAGUGGAAGAUAAACGGCGAGGGGCUGUCUGGUUGUAUUAUUAUGUUGCCCGUAGCUUUAUUCAUAUGUCUGGAACUUAAUCAAGUUGUUUACUGACUUUUGGGAGCUCUUUUUUAUUAGCAGUCGCCCUGCCGUUUACCACUAAUUUAUCCAAAACAUUAAUAUCAAGUUUUUUUUGGUGAUAUUGUGUUAACUAGAACCAUUUACGGAAUUCAUGACCAUAUUUAUAUUAAGCUGUUUUUUGUGUGUUGACGUUCUGAUAAAUCUAAUUAUACAUCCAGGAAACCAUGAAGUGGAAAAUUUAAUACCUCAAGGGAGUGUGCUGCUUAUGUCAGAUAUAUUACCACAUGGAGUUUUUACCUGAUGGUGUUUGAAAACGUUUUAUCAUUUUUAAGCAUAAUAUGUAACAUUAUCCUGGUUUACGUAAGAAUGGGAAUAGUGUUUUUAGGUCAGUUUACCCAAAAGAUCAUGAUCAUGAUGACUUAAACUCAUCCCGUUUCGUCCGCCGUCUUGCCAUAACGAAAAAUACGUAAAAUUUUAACUGUAUGUAUUGUUCUACCAUACGUAAA
This is a messenger RNA of Ylistrum balloti, 1370 nucleotides long. RefSeq lists its product as uncharacterized. Gene Ontology annotation, cellular component: membrane. NCBI's taxonomy places the organism in Eukaryota, Metazoa, Mollusca, Bivalvia, Pectinida, Pectinidae. Gene Ontology annotation, molecular function: metalloendopeptidase activity. Bases 115 to 897 code for a protein of 260 amino acids. The record is from RefSeq and is a predicted model, not a curated record. Gene Ontology annotation, biological process: CAAX-box protein processing. The transcript has 5 exons.